GACUCCUGCACGGUCAGAGAGUAGACAUGGAGGUAUAGUUCUCCUUCGGGGAUUUAUCCAGAGUUCUGCACGACUGAUCAAAAGCUACCUGCCUUUCCAUUGAGAGUUCUCGAAUGUCGCGGAGGAACCUGAUUUCGUAAGCUUUUGGGUAUCGGUGUGCGGUUCUUCUUGAAUCAAAGGUAUAAUACGAGUGCAAUUUUAAUAUCAUCAUUCUGUACAUCGGCAUUUUCAUCUUGCAUCUUUUCACCGAGAGUAGAUAUAAAGGCAAGUGUUUUCUUCCCUAUUAACUCAAUGCUACGAACGAAGACGAGGAGCAUUACUGAUGCUCGAUACAACCCAUGAUGCGGGGAAGAUUUACUGUGGAAAUGAAGAUCUAUUUUCUUAUUCAACUUCUUCUGGUCUUAUGUACGAUUUGUCAACCCCAGCGAACGGCUCUGGAUGACAAUAUUGGAGUGUACAGGAAAAUUCGUGAAUUUGCUCUGAAUGUCAUAGGCAGAACAAGUAAACCUGGAGGAUGGCAAUUGGCGCGAGCAAGAGAUCAGCAAAAAUUACAAAACACCGUCAGUCCAAGCACACCGUUUCCUUGCAAACUUACAAACACAAGAUCCCCAAAGCCUCCGACGUCUGUUCACAAGUUGAGGCCAGGUGACAUAGACGUAAUUGCAGCAAUGGGCGACUCCUUGACGGCGGGUUUUGGGGCAAUAUCAACGCAGCUUCCCCACCUUAUCGCUGAAAAUCGUGGUGUAUCCUGGUCUGGAGGAGGUCAAUCAAGCUGGAGGGAAUAUCUCACACUGCCGAACAUUAUAAAGGUUUUCAACCCGAAUCUCAUCGGUUACGCGCUGUCCGAUUCAUUCUCAACUCACAAGGAAUCCCAAUUGAAUGUAGCCGAGGGCUUCGCAAUGUCCGCCGAUAUGCCCUUCAUGGCACAAGUUCUAAUCAAGAGAAUCAAGAGCGAUCCAAGGAUUAACUUGAAGAAGCAUUGGAAGCUGAUCAGCCUUAUGAUCGGUGCAAAUGAUUUCUGCAGCGAAAUGUGUUACCAAAGUUCACCUUGGUCGAUAUUGGCGAAACAUCGAUCAAACCUUUUGACUGUGUUCCGAACGAUCAGAGACAACUUACCCAGAACUAUAGUAGCAUUCGUACCUACACCGAAUUUGAAAUUAAUGGUAGAAUUUACCACUCGACAACCAAUCUGUGAUAUAGCGGUCGAUGUGGAAUGCAGCUGUUUGUUCGGUCUGAGGUGGCGACGGCGAAGAGAAGAAUUCUACGCAAUCAUGAGCGAAUGGCAAAAGCUUGAGGAGGAAGUUGCGACGCUACCAGAAUUUCAAACGGAAGACUUUGCGGUCGUAGUUCAGCCUUUUACAACAAAUUUUUCGUUUCCGGUAACAACAUCCGGGUUGACAGAUUUCACUUACACAUCUGUAGACUGUUUUCACCUCAGUCAAAAAGGUUACGCCAGAGGUGCGAAUGCGCUCUGGAACAACUUAAUGGAACCCGUUGGGCGGAAGUCUAGAGAAUGGUAUGAUCUCUUUACAAGAUUUUUGUGUCCGACACCGAAGAGGCCUUACAUAUCAACGAUGAAAAACAGUAUAUCUUGACAAAUUGUCAUCAUAUGUUGAUUGCCAGAGA
Diprion similis is the source of this 1626-nucleotide messenger RNA. Its product is annotated as phospholipase B1, membrane-associated. Gene Ontology annotation, biological process: phospholipid metabolic process. NCBI's taxonomy places the organism in Eukaryota, Metazoa, Arthropoda, Insecta, Hymenoptera, Diprionidae. The record is from RefSeq and is a predicted model, not a curated record. Gene Ontology annotation, molecular function: glycerophospholipase activity. The transcript has 8 exons. Bases 339 to 1595 code for a protein of 418 amino acids.